Molecule: messenger RNA, 2283 nt
Organism: Culex quinquefasciatus (southern house mosquito)
Lineage: Eukaryota; Metazoa; Arthropoda; Insecta; Diptera; Culicidae
Product: tubulin glycylase 3B
Exons: 4
Coding region: 11-2098 (695 amino acids)
Biological process (GO): cilium assembly; protein polyglycylation; cilium movement
Cellular component (GO): cilium
Molecular function (GO): metal ion binding; ATP binding; protein-glycine ligase activity, initiating
Source: RefSeq, a predicted model, not a curated record
CAAAAAUCAAAUGCAUUUGAAGGUUAAGUAUGUUGAAGAUAUAUGGGACCACGAUCCCGGUGUUGAUCUUGCCGAUAUAACGCUGCAGCUGGGCAAUCUAGAACCGAGCAAAGAUGACCGCGCCGAGCUGGUCCAGCAACGGAUCGAUCUGCUAACGUUGAGCCAGCAACAAUCCAAGGACACUAGCCCGGUAGCCGGCUCCAAGUGUAGCACUCCGCUGAAGAUGAACACGUUCCCGCGCGUCAAAAAGCAAGAGGACGACGACUUUGUGCUGAACCAGCGCAAGCGUCGCUUCUUCCACAACUACAGCUUCAACUUCCAGAAGCACAAACAGCUCAAAGAAAAAAUCACAGCGGCGAUCGAGCGCAAGAACAUCUUCUCGAUCGUCGGCCAAUAUCCAGCGCUGCGAAAAGCGCUCAAGAAGCGAAACUGGCUCGAAAAGCAAACGUACAAGUGCGCCCUCGCCCAGGACCUGUCCAUGCACUCAUUGCUGCACAAAGCCCACGAGGGCAACGAGUUCGAAGAGGCGCUGAUCUCGCGAAUCCUGCGACCCCACAACGCCGACUUCAUCUGGCAGAACCGUCACAUCAAAGAGUCCAAAAAGGAUCGCUUCUACACGCCCUACCGGAGUCGGAUCUACUACGAUCGUACGUCCGACUUCACCAUGAAGGAAGGCCUGGUCAAGGUGAUCGAGACCAUCCACUGGCACCAGGACGACGGCAUCGCCGAACUCGACUCGCCGCGAACCCACCUGCUCGACUGCGAAGACUCCAUCACCCGCUUCCUGGAAGACUUCCAGCUUACCACCUGCACCAGCUUCCUCCACCACCUGUCCAAAUUCCUCGACUCGAUGUUCGACGAAGACGGCACCAAAGAAGUCACGAUCAUCACCACUGCCAUGAACUACUGCCGGUACCACCUGGCCUGUGCCCGCCACGAGGACGUCGACUACCAGGAGUACUGCUCCCCCCUCCUCUCCGCCGAGGAUCGCGCCACGAUCGUGGAGAUCCUUCGGGAGGAGGCCCGCUUCAAGAUGCUUCCCGGGUACGAGAUCCUCUCGCUGGUCGCCCAGGUCAAGAAGCUCGUCCUGGAAGCAACCAAACACUUCCCCGACAUGAAGAUCGACGGCGUGCGGAACGUGUGGAUCCUGAAGCCGGGCAACCGGUGCCGCGGACUCGGCAUUCAGAUAUUUAACGAUGACCGCAAGCUGCUCGAGUUUGUCGACGCCAACCCGGACCAGAAGUACGUGGCGCAGAAGUAUAUCGAAAAACCGCUGCUCAUCCACAGCACCAAGUUCGACAUCCGGCAGUACUUCCUGGUCACCUUCACCGGCAACAACCUGCGGGUGUGGAUGUUCCGCGACUGCUACCUGCGCUUCAGCUCGCGCGAGUUCAACCUGGACGACUACAACGAGUCGAUCCACCUGACCAACUACUCGAUCCAGAAGUAUUACGCGGCGGAGAAGACGCGCAAGCCGGACAGUCCGCUGCCGGGGUGCAACAUGUGGUCCAGCAAGCAGUUCCAGCAGCACCUGCAAUCGCUCGACAAGGGCUACUACUGGGAGCGCAAGAUCUACCCGGACAUGAAGAAGAGCAUCCUGGCGGUCGUGCUGGCCAGCACCGAUGGCAUGAAGAUGGAACGGAACAUGUUUGAGCUGUACGGGGCGGAUUUCAUGGUGACGGACAACUUCCGGACGAUGCUGAUCGAGAUCAACUCCAGUCCGGAUCUGUCAUCGUCCACCGAAGUCACGGAGGUGAUCUGUCCGGCCGUGCUGGAAGACCUGGUCAAGGUGGUGAUCGAUAACACGAACGACAAGCGGGCCGGAACGGGUCAGUUUGAGUGCAUCUUUUCGGCGGAGAUCCCGCGGGUGGCCCCGUACUGUUACGGCAUGAUGCUCGAGGGUAAGCCACUGGGGCCGAAAAAUCGCUGCAAGAGUCCCCAGCCGCCGACGGGGCCACCAAUGUACUCGCUGAACCGGAGCCGCGCCAACCGGUCCUGUGGCGGUGGAGUGCCCAACUCGUCCGGCGGAAGCAGCUCGAAAGGGUCUAGCGCGAGCAGUUGCGUCGAAAGACCGCGGUCAACUUUGAGCACUAGAUAAAAUCGUACGUAGAUAAAUUCGGAAAGAAAAAGUGGAAGUUUUUAUAAAAAAAAUCGCGUGAUUCGUUACCAAUAACUUUACACACUUUGUUACACUUUUUAAAAACCCAGCGCGCAGCGUUUGUCGAUACUUUGUUCAGUAGUUACUACUCGGAAAUUGCAAUAAAAACGAAAAAUUACCAAUGA